Messenger RNA from Piliocolobus tephrosceles (Ugandan red Colobus), 636 nucleotides. RefSeq lists its product as uncharacterized. The record is from RefSeq and is a predicted model, not a curated record. NCBI's taxonomy places the organism in Eukaryota, Metazoa, Chordata, Mammalia, Primates, Cercopithecidae.
AUGGCGGCGUCCGGCUCCCCGGGGCCAACUCCGAGUCCCGGCCCGGAGAGGACGCCCGCGGAGCCCGCCGCCGCCGCCAGUCCCUCGCGGCGGGAGCUGAGGAAUGGAAGUUACCUCAGUACGGUCCCGACUGCGAGGCUGUAGGCAGCGGGCAGAGCGGGAGGUCCCGGGCGGCCGAGCAGGUCCAGCGGCGGCGGCGGCUACCGCAGUGCCCUCCGCCCCAUUGUUUCCCUUCCAAGAGGAUCCCGGCGAAGCCGAGCCCGGGAACCAGGAAGUUCCCCGGCGCGACACCUCCUGCCGCCGCUAUGGAAACGGCCCCCGCCUCCCAGGGCGGCUCGCCCGGGACCCCGCCUCCGCGUCGCCGGCCCCGCCCGCCUCACCGGCCGCCGCCAACCGUCACCACAGCGGCCGCGGCCGCCGCCAUCUUGGCGCGGCCCCUUCCCGGCGGCACGUGCGCGCCGCUCCCGCGCUCCCGCCGUGCGCGCUCCCGCCCGCCUCGGGGACGCGCUCCCAGGACUGCAGGUGCCCGGAGCCCCUCGGCGGGAAGCGGGCGCUGGAAGCCCGGGAGCCAAAGCGGGGCUUCGAGGCACGCAAACGAGCGACAUUGGCGUGCCCAGCCGGCAGGUCAGAGGAUAG